AUGACUACAUUACAUUUACGUGCUGAAACCAAGCCAUUGGAGGCUAGAGCUGCUUUAACACCAAGCACAGUCAAAUCCUUGAUCAAGAAAGGUUUCAAAAUCUACGUCGAAGAGUCACCGCAAUCGGUUUUUAACGUUGAUGAAUAUAGAAGAUGUGGUGCUACUAUAGUACCAUUUGGAUCCUGGAUCUCUGCUCCUCGUGAUAGAAUCAUCAUUGGGUUGAAGGAGAUGCCUGAAGAGGAUGUAUUCCCGUUAGUACAUGAUCAUAUUCAAUUUGCCCAUUGUUACAAGGACCAAGAAGGCUGGGAGAAAGUACUAAGGAGAUUUAUCAAUGGUCAAGGUACUUUGUAUGAUCUUGAGUUUUUAGAAGAUGACAAUGGUAAAAGAGUAGCUGCAUUUGGGUUUUAUGCUGGUUUUGCUGGUGCGGCUCUAGGGUUGAAAGAUUGGGCCUUCAAGAAGACUCAUGAUGAUUCAGAAGAUUUAGGUGCUCUCACACCAUAUCCAAAUGAAAAGGCAUUACUGAGAGAUAUUUCUCAUGAAUACAAGCAAGCUUUGAAGACAGGUGCCAAAGCUCCAAAAGUCUUGAUUAUCGGUGCAUUGGGUAGAUGUGGUUCAGGUGCAAUUGAUUUCUUGACCAAGAUUGGGAUACCACAGGAAAAUAUUAUCAAGUGGGAUAUGCAAGAAACUGCUAAAGGUGGUCCAUUCCAAGAAAUAGUCGAUACUGACAUUUUCGUCAAUUGCAUCUAUUUAUCCAAACCAAUCCCACCAUUUGUUAAUAUGAGCAUGCUAAAUCAAGACAGUAGACAUUUAACAACUGUUGUCGAUGUUUCUGCUGAUACAACUAAUCCAUAUAACCCAAUUCCAAUCUACAAUAUAGCUACUGUUUUCAACAAACCCACUGUGACGGUUCCUACUAAAAAAGGUCCAAAACUAUCAGUGAUCUCAAUCGAUCAUUUACCUUCUCUGAUGCCAAGAGAGGCUUCAGAAGCCUUCGCCAAAGAUCUGCUACCAUCUCUAGAGUUAUUACCAAAUAGACAUGUAGCCCCAGUAUGGACAAGGGCUUAUAGUCUGUUCAAUAGACAUUCAGCUCGUGCAUACAGAUCAUCUAAAUUGUAG
Molecule: messenger RNA, 1116 nt
Organism: Vanderwaltozyma polyspora DSM 70294
Lineage: Eukaryota; Fungi; Ascomycota; Saccharomycetes; Saccharomycetales; Saccharomycetaceae
Gene: LYS1
Product: saccharopine dehydrogenase (NAD+, L-lysine-forming)
Exons: 1
Coding region: 1-1116 (371 amino acids)
Cellular component (GO): cytoplasm
Molecular function (GO): saccharopine dehydrogenase (NAD+, L-lysine-forming) activity
Source: RefSeq, a predicted model, not a curated record